UAUUGUAGAAAUCACCCCACUGGUUCAUUCGUGCAUCUUUUUAUAACCCCCAAAAUUAUAUAUAAUAAAAUAAAUAAAAAUGUAAAUCACAGCUCAAAUAAGCUACCAAUUCAGCUAAAAUGUGGCCGUGAAUACAAAGAUGAUGAAUGAAAAUCAUCCCUAGCCACUCAGAAGCUGCUGCAUCCACACAAAUCUUCAAUCGACUUUGAUUGCAAGACGAAACGGAGGGUUAUUCUCAGAUUGAUGGUUCUUUGAUUGUCUUUCUUAGCGUCGUCUCAUCAUGUUGGAGGCUCCGAGUUAUCUGGUCUCAAGGGACUUACCCUCUUCAUGCGAGGAAGAGAGCAAAUGGAUAUACAACGCACACUGCGUGCUUCAGCUCUCCUUUAAGAAGCGUUUGUUGGAUGAUACAGAAGGAAGUUACAGGAGCAAAAUGCUACGCGUUGAUGAAACCUAUCAGAGGUCUAACCAAAGUCAGCAAGGUGGUGGUGAUCAACAGAUUCCACCAGUAACUACGCUUGACCAAAACGCUCUGCUCAACUGCCUAGCACACUGCUCCUUAUCCGACUUCCGCUCCAUCGCCUCAACGAACAGAACCUUCCGCUCGCUCAUCAAGAACAGCGAGAUCUACAGGCUGAGACGAGCAAAGGGCAUUGUUGAGCAUUGGAUAUACUUCUCAUGCGUGCUCUUGGAAUGGGAAGCUUAUGAUCCAAACGGAGACAGAUGGCUGCGUGUGCCCAAAAUGACAGUCAACGAAUGUUUCAAGAGCUCAGACAAAGAAUCUCUUGCUGUCGGCACAGAGCUUCUUGUCUUCGGUAAAGAGAUCUUGUCCCAUGUGAUUUACAAGUACAGCAUCUUGACCAAUACGUGGACGUCAGGUAUGCAAAUGAAUGCUCCUAGGUGCUUGUUUGGAUCAGCGAGUCUAGGUGAGAUCGCUGUUGUAGCUGGAGGAUGCGGCCCUCGUGGGCAGAUACUGAACUCUGCUGAGGUUUAUAACUCGGAGACUGGGGAAUGGACCGUGAUUCCAAGCAUGAACAAGGCGAGGAAGAUGUGCUCGAGUGUGUUCAUGGAUGGGAACUUUUAUGUUCUUGGAGGUAUCGGAGAGGGGAACACAAAGAUGCUUAUGUGUGGUGAGGUCUAUGAUCUGAAGAAGAGGACAUGGACAGUGAUACCUAACAUGUUACAGGGAAGCAACGGGGGAGGAGGCGGAGGAGAUUCCUCUGCAGCUGCGGUGUCAGGGGCGCCACCGCUUCUGGCGGUUGUGAAGGACGAGCUUUAUGCAGCCAACUAUGCGCAGCAAGAGGUGAGGAAGUAUGAUAAAAGGUGUAACGUGUGGAAUAGAGUUGGGAGCUUGCCUGAGAGGGCUUCUUCGAUGAACGGUUGGGGAAUGGCGUUUAGGGCCUGUGGAGAUCAGCUGGUGGUGGUUGGAGGGCCUAGGGCACUUGGUGGAGGGUUCAUAGAGAUCAAUGCUUGUGUCCCAAGGGAAGGUGAGGCGCUGCAUUGGAGAGUUCUUGCUUCAAAGCCAUCAGAAAGCUUUGUGUAUAAUUGUGCUGUUAUGGGAUGUUGAUGAAAACUUGAGAGCCCAUUUCAAAAGUUGUUGACUUCUUUAUUUAGGGGUUCUUACAUGUUAUUUUAAACACUUUUGUUUUGUCUUUCUUCUUUGUUUUUGUGGGGUUAUUGUUGUUAAGGCAUAAUCUUUGAACUGAACAUGUUUCAAUAAAA
This is a messenger RNA of Brassica oleracea var. oleracea, 1719 nucleotides long. RefSeq names its product F-box/kelch-repeat protein At1g74510-like. The transcript has 3 exons. Gene Ontology annotation, cellular component: nucleus. The coding region runs from base 281 to 1564 and encodes 427 amino acids. NCBI's taxonomy places the organism in Eukaryota, Viridiplantae, Streptophyta, Magnoliopsida, Brassicales, Brassicaceae. The record is from RefSeq and is a predicted model, not a curated record. Gene Ontology annotation, molecular function: protein binding.